Candidula unifasciata is the source of this 1562-nucleotide messenger RNA. The record is from the annotation of a GenBank genome assembly. Lineage: Eukaryota; Metazoa; Mollusca; Gastropoda; Stylommatophora; Geomitridae.
GUUGGAGACCUGCAUUUCGUUUUUACAAUAAGUGGCUGAGUCUGGGAGGAGCCGUACUGUGUAUUGUGGUCAUGUUCAUCAUUAACUGGAUCACAGCACUGGUGACUUUCGGUUGUGUGGGCAGUCUCUUCAUGUACGUCCGCCACUGGAAGCCAGAUGUGAACUGGGGAUCCUCAACUCAAGCCCAUGUGUACAGAAGUGUGCUGCAGUCGGCUCUCCGGCUAAUCCGCAUUGGAGAGCAUAUUAAAAACUUCAGACCACAGGUGCUAGUGCUGUCUGGAGAACCUGACACCCGUCCAGCCCUGGUAGACUUCUGUGCUCAUAUCACCAAGAAGAUGGGACUGAUGGUGUGUGGCAAUGUCAUUAUUGGACAACAGCAUGAACACCUACGCAAGUUGAGGUCAGAUGCAGCCUAUGCUUAUUUUCGCCAUCGACACAUCAAAUCUUUCUAUUCUGCUACAACAGCUGCAACUUUCCAACUUGGAGCUCAGGCCCUUAUGCAAAAUGUUGGAGUUGGCAAGUUCCGUCCAAAUCUUCUCAUUCUUGGUUUCAAGACUAAUUGGCAAACAGACAACCCUGAAAAUGUGCAGCAAUAUCUGGGGAUCAUUCAUGAUGCAUUUGAUCUGAAGUUUGGUGUGGGAAUCCUUCGUGUACAGGAAGGCUUUGAUGCUGUAACAAGCACCACCAUAUUUGACACCAGACAGGAUGAAGAGCAAGACCAAAGUGAUGAUGAAAGUCCCCAUGGGACGCCUGUGACUCAGUCUGAACAUGCAGGGAUAGGAGGAGCUAAGGGAGAGGACAUGAAAGACAGAGAUCUAGAGAUGGGCAGGAACGGCGGAGGCAUGCUGAAAGAUUCUGCCAGCAAAGGCAUGCUGGAUGCAGAUGAAGACGAUGAAGAGGAAGGACAGGGAGAUAUUGUCGACAUUUUAAGUCCUAAAAUUUUGAGCAAGUUCAACACUCAGAUGCUUAGAAGUGUGAACAAAUUCCGCAACAAAGAGAAAGGAACUAUAGAUGUUUGGUGGCUCUUUGAUGAUGGAGGUCUGACUUUAUUGCUGCCCUACAUUCUCACCACAAAAGCCUACUGGAGAGGCUGCAGAUUGCGAGUGUUUGCUGCAGGUACCAAGAGUGGGGAUCUUGGCUAUGAGCAGAGACAGUUAGCAACGCUACUGGCCAAGUUCCGAAUUGACUGUAAAGACAUGAUGGUUCUGCCAGAGAUUAACAAGAAGCCCAGUGAAGAAAGUGUCAAGGCAUUCAAUGCCAAUGUUGCACCAUGGAAAUUGGAUACAGAGAACGGAGAGACUAAGAAACAGUUUCCUUGGAAAACAACAGAAGAUGAAUUGGAACUUCUCAAAGAAAAGACUCAGAGACAUAUCAGGCUUAGAGAACUUCUUCUAGAGAGAUCAAGGGAUGCCUCCCUUAUUGUCAUGACACUACCUAUGCCUCGAAAAGCCACCUGCUCUGCUGGUCUGUACAUGUGCUGGAUUGAUACGCUAACCCGAGACAUGCCGCCUUUCCUGCUGGUCCGAGGCAACCAGGAGAGUGUGCUGACUUUCUACUCCUAA